AUGGUAACAACAGAGAACACUCACAAUAGUAUCAAGAGCUAUAAAGAACCUCUACCGUUUGAUUUCAUAACAAAUGAAGAAUAUAGAAAGUAUGACAAGUUUGUAAAUUUUUGUGAAAUGAAUUUUUCAUAUAUCGACAUGGAAGAUGUAAAUAUCCAAAUUCGAAAACUGAAAAGUGGAGAUAAAUUAGGGAAUUCUUACUUGUCCAAUGUUAUCAGCAGUUCAAGUGAUGAAGAAAAUGAAAAUUGUGAUGAACAUAGCCUUGAUCUAGAAAAAGAUCAUUCUUCCCAACUCAAGAAAAAAGGAAUAUACAGAAAAAAUUUAAAGCUUAUAAAUAUAAAAAAGAACAAAAGGGCUAGAAUCAAUCUUAUAGUAAUUAAGAAAAAGUACAUAGAAGAAAUGGAGAAUAAAAUGAAUACGGUAAAUAAAAAUGAUGAAAAUAUUCAGCAGAAGAAAAACACUGUAAUUAUAUCCCCAAUAUUUAUGCCUGUUGGAACAAAAAGUUGCAUUAAAGGAUUGGUACAAGAAGAGGUGAAGAAUUUAUGCAAAUACAUAAUACUGAGCAAUACAUAUCAUUUGUCGAACAUUUAUGACAUUUCUACUUUUCAAAGGAAUAAAGAUAUUAACAACUUUAUUAGAUUUCCAAAUUCAAUGCUGACAGAUUCAGGUGGUUUUCAGAUGGUUUCCUUAAGCAAACGCAUAACUAUAUUAGAGGAAGGAAUUCUCUUUGAUAACAUAUAUGACAAUACAGUGAUUCGAAAAAAUAUUCAUACAGUGUGUAUCAAAGAGGUGGAAAAAGCAAAUGGAACUCACCAAUCUAAUGCAACAGAAAAUGAUGCAAAUACAUCCUGUCAAGAGAUUUUACUCACUCCUGAAACUUCUAUAAAACUACAGAACGAAAUUGGAAGCGAUAUUAUAAUGGCCUUGGAUGAUGUACGAUCAGCAACAGAAACAGAUGUAACAAAAAUUGAAGAAGCAACACAUAGAACUAAUAGAUGGUUGGAGAGGUGCAUAAAAUCUCACAGUAGAAAAUAUGAACAGAGUUUGUUCGGAAUAAUUCAAGGAGGACUUCACAUAAAUUUAAGAAAUGAAUCAAUGGAAUUUAUAUUGAAACAAAAACUGAAUGGAUAUGCCAUAGGAGGACUUUGCGGAGGUGAAAAAAAAAAAAAUUUUAUUAACAUAGUUCAUCAUUGUUCCAAUGAAAAAAAUAAAAAAUGGAAUUAUUUACCAAUUAAUAAGUGUAGAUAUAUUAUGGGGAUAGGAUAUCUGAUGGAUAUUCUUUUUUGUUCCCUUCUGGGUUAUGAUAUGUACGAUUGUGUAUAUGCAUCUAGAACAGCUAGAUUUAAUACUGCCUUAAGUUAUGACGGAACUUUAAAAUUGAAACAAGCUAAAUAUCUGUAUGACUUUUCCCCACUCGUAAAGAAUUGCCAUUGCUAUGUUUGCACAAAAUUUUCAAAAUCAGCUUUACAUUUACUUAUAUCAAAAAAGAACCCAAUUGCAAAUAUUCUGCUGACCAUUCAUAACAUUUAUUUCACCUUGCACUUUUGCUACUUAUUACGAGUUUCUAUAUUUUCCAAUAAAAUUGAUCAAUUCGCAACGACUUUCCUCUACAACAACUUUGUUAUUGGAAGUAGGAAUGGAAAUUAUAAGGUACCAGAUAAUGAUAAGGUAUCAGACAGUGAUGAGGUACCAGACAAUGGUAAGGUUUCAGAGAGUGAUGAGGUACCAGACAAUGAUAAAGAUGCGAUAGGGAGAGGUGGACGAUCGCCUCAUGCAGAAACUAAAAAUGAAAACAUCAUUCCAAAUGAGGAUUCCCUAUCCAACGGGACAAACCAGACACAAAUGAAAAACAUUCAAGAUGAACCCAUAGAUGAUGCACAUAAAAUACAAUUAGCGAAUUGCAAACUGACUAAUGAUGAUGAAACCUGCACAAAUGACCAUACUCAACCAAGACAAAAUUCCCCUACUUGUAAUACCUUAACCGAUUGUCAAAAGGAAGAAAUGAUAAAAGAAUUAAGGGAUAAAUUACCUUAUUGGGCUUUAGAAGCGCUAGAAUAUGCAGAAAUACAGCUCAUGCUUUAA
This is a messenger RNA of Plasmodium gonderi, 2082 nucleotides long. Its product is annotated as queuine tRNA-ribosyltransferase. The record is from RefSeq and is a predicted model, not a curated record. Gene Ontology annotation, cellular component: cytoplasm. The coding region runs from base 1 to 2082 and encodes 693 amino acids. Gene Ontology annotation, molecular function: pentosyltransferase activity. Gene Ontology annotation, biological process: tRNA wobble guanine modification; tRNA queuosine(34) biosynthetic process. The transcript has a single exon. NCBI's taxonomy places the organism in Eukaryota, Apicomplexa, Aconoidasida, Haemosporida, Plasmodiidae.